CCUCAGUGAAUAGUCAGUUUAAAGCUGCUGUUAUAAACAACAGCGGAUCAUGAAUUGCAAAAUCAUCAUAUUCGCAUCCGUAUGUGUUUGGAUAUUCACAACCGCCGUUUGCGGACGACUGUUAUUUCGCGAUACACCUGGUGGAGACGGUGAGUUGGCAGGGUUGUAUGGGGGUCCAAUACCGGAAAUAACCAGAGAUCGCGAUGAUGGUAAAUAUCGCAAUCUAAACGAAGGUGGCUAUAUGCAAACAGAAAACUUCAUGGGAAUUGAUAUCAAAUCGGUUUCAUACGACCCCGUUUCUCAAAAAUCAUUGAUGCAUAUCGGUACUGAAGGAGUGAGAAAUCGUUUAAAUCUUGCACAGGGAGAUUUAUGCCCCACGUUAGACACACUGCCGGAACUACUUUAUGAUGAUGUCUCCCUGAGCGCCAAAACAGAUUAUAGCGAAAAUGAUUUAUUCUUUGAGCCAUACGGAUCUGGAAUUACAUCUCCAACGUUAUUCAACUCAGAAAUAUAUUUUAUUUUGUCUGGAUUAUAUACAGACAGAGGCGGAAGGGGGACAACAAAGAUUGAAAUCCGUAAGUUUAAAGGCAAUAAGAAUUUGAAUAGCACCGAAACAUUGAACAUUUUCGAUAGUUCUGAACUCAUCUCACUUGUGGCGGAAUAUUCAGACGCACCUCAAGCGCGUGGCAGGAAUAUACAACGAGAAUCAACCCAGUUUCACUACGAGCCAGUCAAAGGGACCAUGGAAAUCGUUUCAGGACUAAAUGAAGACUUGACCUUUUACCUACAAGUCUUCAACAAAACCGUAGAAAAUCGCAGAGAACAAUCAAUAACGAUCGAUUUACUUGGAGUAUCAGCUGAUAACACGGUUGUUUCUCUUCAUCAACAGGAUAUACCUAAAUCAGCUGUUACCCCGGUUACACGGUUCGGCAUUGACCAUCACAAUGGGACUCUAUGUUGGUCAUCAAUUUUGAGAAUUCACUGCGGGGUACUUAAGGACGGCAUUCUUCAAGACAAGACGAUUUUAAUUGACGUAGGAGAGGGUUUGACUGCCGGCAUAUGUAGUCUCACAAAGUCUUGCCAAUCGAAACCUGACUGCGACGACGAUAAAUCACUAACUGGGGUCGCCAUCAAAGAGACAGGCAAAGUCACGGCUGUUUAUUUUGGCUGCCGGGCAAGUCUUGCGGGUAUAGGCGGUCUUGGAUUGGUGAGCAUAUAUCCCGAUGGCUUUAGGAACGUUCAGAGAAGAUUAGAAAAAGUAGUACAGCCAGUGUACAGCAACCAAUCGAGAACAAAUGGCGGUGAUCUAUUUUUGGCGGAUGGAUACUCUGACGCCUGCCCUGAUGACGUCAUGAUUCGAGCUGGAUAUCGUCAAAACACAAGCAACGGUGGACCUGCGUCAAUUUGUUUUUCGAAAAUUUUUGUACUUAUGGUCACAGGCAUUUUGUUGUUAAUGGGAUGAUGCGCAGUUACUUAGAAAACAAUAGCUUCGGCCUUGUAGCCAUUUAAAAGUUAUAACAUUGGACUAAUAGGUCUUAUAUUUUUCCGCUGUGUUUUUAAAUAUUUAUGUAUUGCAAAGAAAGAAACUUGAUUUGCAUAUCUUUUCUUGAAGGCCAAGAUUACAUUGGAUGAUGGUAAAAUUAAGAUCGAUGUCACAUCAUCUGAUGAAGCAUUGAUCUCCAUGCGAAGACCAUUACCACAUAUGGCUUUAGUCUUGUUUUCAUCGGAAUCCCGUCUGCACCUAAUAAAUAA
Molecule: messenger RNA, 1752 nt
Organism: Owenia fusiformis
Lineage: Eukaryota; Metazoa; Annelida; Polychaeta; Sabellida; Oweniidae
Source: the annotation of a GenBank genome assembly